This is a messenger RNA of Maudiozyma barnettii, 3570 nucleotides long. RefSeq names its product DNA helicase (gene HFM1). The coding region runs from base 1 to 3570 and encodes 1189 amino acids. The transcript has 2 exons. The record is from RefSeq and is a predicted model, not a curated record. Gene Ontology annotation, molecular function: ATP binding; nucleic acid binding. Lineage: Eukaryota; Fungi; Ascomycota; Saccharomycetes; Saccharomycetales; Saccharomycetaceae.
AUGGGAACAAAAUUUGACAAGCUCGGCGGCUGUAGGAACAAGAAACGAACCUCAGUUUUACAACCAGAAGAUCCAAAUUGUGUUGUUAAUGAGGGAAUUUCUCUAAGGAAAAAGAGAAGAUAUUCCAACAGAAAUAAUAAUAAUAAUUCUUUAAAGAUAAAUUUAUCUCAUAAUUCUCUUUUAGAUGAAGGUGAUGAUAAUUUUGAAGACUCUGAAAAUAUAUUUGGAGGCAAGAAUAUAGAGGGUGGUUUAUUUACCAAUAAUAAUCUUAUUAUUGAUGUAGAUGACACACAAGUUACCGAUUUUGGAGGCAGGACUCAGGAUUAUACGAUAUCCAACUUACCUACCAAAAAGAAACUAAAAGUAAGAAAAAUAUUUCAAGAUAAAGCUAAUGUACAAAAAGAAAAUUUGGUUCCAGUAGCCUGUAUUGACUCUGUCCCAAAAUCAUUCUUUCCUUUUCAGUACUUCAACAAGAUGCAAUCAGAAUCAUUUGAAAAGGUCUUCAAGACAGAUAAUAAUUGUGUUAUUUCUGCACCUACAGGGUCAGGGAAAACAGUUCUUUUUGAGUUGGCAAUUUUACGAUAUUUAUCCAAUUUUUCUGAAUCCAUUGAGAAUAAGAAGAUUUUAUACAUUGCACCAACCAAAUCUCUUUGUGCAGAAAUUACAAAUAAAUGGAAAGAAAAAUUUAGUAACUUAACUGUCGUAGCAAUAACCGGAGAUUCCACAUCCUACGAAAUAAAUUCUGUUAAAAAAUCACAAUUAAUAAUUACUACCCCAGAAAAAUGGGACUUAUUAACGAGAAAGUGGACAGAUUACCACAGGUUAUUUGAGUUGAUUCAACUUGUUUUGGUGGAUGAGAUACACACUAUAGGCGAAAUGCGUGGAGCCACCCUGGAAGCGGUACUUACAAGAAUGAAUACAUUAUGCAAAGGAAUUAGGAUUAUUGCUGUUAGUGCAACAAUUCCAAAUAUUAUAGACAUUGCAACUUGGCUGAAACAAAAUACAUCAGGUAAGUUAGCAACCGUUCUUAAAUUUGAUGAUGCAUAUCGACAAGUUAUAUUAAAUGUGAAUGUUAAAGGGUAUAAUUUUAAUUGUAAAAACGAAUUUCAAAGAGAUGCCAUAUAUAAUCGGAAACUCUUUGAACUUAUUGAACAGUACGGUGAAAAUCGACCAGUACUUAUUUUUUGUCCAACCAGAGCAUCUACAGUUAAUACUGCGAAAUAUAUUAGUAACAAUAUAUCUGCUAAUGGUGUAGUUUCAAUGACAUUGACGGAUAAAACCCUUCGCUUUUGUAUGACCAAAGGGGUCGCUUUCCACAAUGCAGGAUUAAUAUUAGAAGAUCGGUCAAUGGUGGAAGAAGCAUUCCUCAAGGGGACAGUACGUAUUCUAUGUGCAACUUCUACUUUGGCGGUCGGUGUCAACUUACCUGCUUAUUUAGUAAUAAUUAAAGGAACGCAAAUGUGGUCCUUAUCGGAAAUGGUUGAAUAUUCCAAUUUAGACACACUUCAAAUGAUAGGAAGGGCAGGUCGUCCUACGUUUGAGAAGACUGGUUGCGCAAUAAUAAUGACGGAGCAAAAGAUGGUAUCCAAAUAUGAGAACCUUGUUUCAGGAAGCGAUAUUCUUGAGAGUAAAUUGCACCUACAAUUACGUGAGCAUAUGUGUUCUGAAAUUUCAUUAGGAACCAUUAAUUCCAUAAAAAGUGCAGUGGUUUGGAUAAAAAGUACUUUUUUCUACGUUAGAUUUUUGGUAAAUAGAUCAGCAUAUAGUAUCAUCGGUCACUUUGGUGGGUUUGAUGCUGAAGAAAAUCUGGAGCAGUUUUGCCAAAAACUGUUGAAGUCCCUGUGUGAAGCUAAUUUAAUUGUACGAAAUGCAGAACGAAUUUGUUGUAAUGCUUUUGGGCAUGCGAUGGUAAGACAUUAUAUAUCCUUCGGGACAAUGUCCCGUAUUUUGAAAUGUAAGGAAUUCUUAAAUAUUCAGGAAGUAUUGGGUACUGUAAUUCAAGCAGAAGAAUUUAAGGAUUUACGGGUGAGACAAAACGAAAAGAGACUCUAUAAAGAGAUCAAUCUAUCUCCAUUAACGAGAUAUCCGUUCCUCACUCUUAAAAAUCAAAGUAUGAUAAUAGAUCAGACAAACCAAAAGGUGUCUCUGAUUAUUCAAUAUGAUUUGGGUGGUCUUGAAUUUCCAAAUUAUGAAGGAGCGCAAAAGUUACACCAUGUUCUCAUUCAAGAUAAGAUUAGAAUAUUUAAACAUUGCUAUAGAAUCUUGAGAUGCAUGAUAGAUUGCUAUAUUGAAAAGAGUGAUGGUAUAUCUCUUGAAAAUAGUCUUUUCAUGCUGAGGUCAAUUAAUGGGUCAUGUUGGGAAGAUUCCCCGAUGAUCUUAAGGCAAAUUAAAUCUAUUGGUUUAGUGUCAGUAAGAAAAUUAGUUAGAAAUGGUAUUACUGACUUUCAAGAAUUAAGAAAUACCACCGAUCAAAAAUUGGAAUAUUACUUAGGCUUGAAGAUGGGAAAUGGACUAAAACUCAGAAAAGAUUUUGGGUUGUUACCAACGUUUGAGUUAAAGUAUCGGAUUGAAAAACAAGCGAAAGUAGGUAAUAAUAUUGAAGUUUCAUUAAGAAUCGAUGUGAGCACCAGUUGUAAAUCUAACAUAUGGCACGGUAAACGUCUUUCAGUGGAUAUUACUUCCAGGUACAGUUCAGGAAAAAUAAUCGAUUUUAGGAGGAUUCAAAUAUCACAGUUACAAUAUCCCAAAAAUUUUAAGAUCAAUUGUACUAUAUCUUCCUUAAAAGAUGAGGUGAAAAUUUCUGCGAAUUGUCAGGAAAUUGCAGGUUUGAAUGAGACGAUCCAAUUUUCUGCAAAGGAGUUGUCUAAUUCUAGUACUGAGAUUUUUGAAAAGGCAGCAAUGGAUUUGUCUUCCUCUAAGUCGCAUGUGAGUAUUCUCGAUGACAUUGUUUCGAGUAGUUCGGAUGAAAGUUUAUAUAAUUUCUUCAUUGACCAUCCAUCACGGAAUGCAUCAGGUACUAUCGUAACCUCCAAACAGAAUGAAUCAAAUAAUAGUGCUUCCUUUGAAGGUCGUCAGCUUUUGCCAAACGGGAACUAUGAGUGUCAGCACACAUGCAACAGAAAGGGUGAGUGUCGGCAUUUAUGUUGCCAUGAGGGUAUCCCGAAAGAAUUGAUCAAAGGUAGACGAAUAAGCCCAAAGAACUUAAUUUCAGAAAAAUAUGUUUCAUCGAUAGAGAACAAACCAGCUCAGGUAGCUCAAAAUUUCAAUAAAGUAAUAAUAUCUCAAAGCUCAGCAAGUGAGGAGUGCUGCCUUUCCUCUUAUGAUACAGGUGGUAAAGUUUUAGAAGAUGAAAGUCAUGAUUUUGAACAUCUCUUUAACUCGCCAGAUAUAUCCGUUAAGAGUAACGGUGACAGUGUUAGUUUGAAUUCAAAAGCCAUUUUAGAAAAUCAGUUGUCAAUUGAGGCAGAACAGUGCAAAAAAGAUAUUUUCGAAUCGUCCUUAGAGAAAGAUUGUGAAAAUUGUUCUGUAAAUUUAAGUUUCCUAGGUUCUGAUAUUGAAUUGGGAAGCUAG